GAGAGCUGCGACCACAGAGGAGACCUGUCAGCUGCUCUUCAUCAGCUGCUCCUCUUCAUCAUCCUCUUCAUCAGCUGCUCCUCUUCAUCAUCCUCUUCAUCAGCGGCUCCUCUUCAUCAGCGGCUCCUCUUCAUCAGCUCUUCACUCCUCACAGCCCAUUCAAGAUGCCUGGAUCAUCUCAGACCAGUUGCCUGGGACCAUGGCCCAAGGACGUGGGCAUCAUCUCCAUGGAGCUGUACUUCCCGUCCCAGUACGUGGACCAGACGGAGCUGGAGCAGCACGACGGCGUGGCAGCCGGCAAAUACACCAUCGGCCUGGGCCAAGCUCGCAUGGGCUUCUGCUCGGACUGCGAGGACAUCAACUCCUUGUGUCUGACGGUGGUCCAGAGGCUGAUGGAGAGGAACGGCCUGUCCUACGACAGCGUGGGUCGGCUGGAGGUCGGCACAGAGACCAUCAUCGACAAGUCCAAGUCCGUGAAGACGGCCCUCAUGCAGCUGUUCGAGGACUCGGGCAACACCGACGUGGAGGGCAUCGACACCACCAACGCCUGCUACGGCGGCACGGCGGCGCUCUUCAACGCCGUCAACUGGGUGGAGUCCAGCUCAUGGGACGGCCGUUAUGCUUUGGUGGUAGCAGGGGACAUCGCAGUCUACGCAACAGGAAGUGCACGGCCCACAGGGGGCGCUGGUGCAGUGGCCAUGCUGGUGGGACCGGACGCACCUCUGGCCUGUGAACGAGGUCUGCGAGGAACUCACAUGCAGCACGCGUAUGACUUCUACAAGCCGGACCUGAUGUCGGAGUACCCUGUGGUGGACGGCAAGCUGUCCAUCGAGUGCUACCUGGGGGCCUUGGACCGCUGCUACUCAGUGUAUCGCAACAAGGUCCACGCCCAGUGGCAGCGAGAGGGCUUGGAGAAGCGCUUCAGUCUGGAGGACUUUGGUUUUCUGGUCUUUCACUCCCCGUACUGCAAGCUGGUGCAGAAGUCGUUGGCCAGACUGAUGCUGAACGACUUCCUGAGCCACCCGAGCCCCAACACCGAGACGGGAGCCUUCACCGGCCUCGACGCCUUCAGAGAUGUUCGACCAGAAGAAACCUACUUCGACCGGGAUGUGGAGAAGGCGUUCAUGAAGGCCAGUGCCGAUCUGUUUGAGAGGAAGACCAAGGCCUCGCUGCUGGUCUCCAACCAGAACGGGAACAUGUACACGCCCUCCGUCUACGGCUGCCUGGCCUCUGUCCUUGCACAACACACAGCGUCGCAGAUCGCAGGACAGAGGGUCGGACUUUUCUCCUACGGUUCAGGAUUUGCUGCGACUCUGUAUUCUCUCCGCGUCACACAGGACCACACCCCCGGAUCGACUUUGGACAAACUGGUGUCGAGCCUGAGCGACCUGAAGGUCCGACUGGACUCCAGGAGGAAGGUCUCACCUGCCGUCUUCUCUGAGAACAUGAAGCUGAGGGAGGAGACGCACCACUUGGCCAGCUACGUCCCCCGAGGCUCGGUGGACGACCUGUUCCCGGGGACGUGGUACCUGACGCGAGUGGACGACAAACACCGCAGGGAAUACGCCCGCACGCCUCUGGACCGCGACCUGCCGGCCGAGCCCGAACUGCUCGCUCGCUCCAACGCAACCACAGAGCAGCACGUCCCGAGUCCGGCCAAGAAGAUGCCUCGCAUCCCCGCCAGCGCCAGCGCCACCGCGGCCGUCAGCAACUGAGAGCGUCCGUCUCCAUGGGAACACAGACCAGUCCACUCCAGGUCACAAGAGGUCACCGCCCACUUCAUCAUAAAUUCAACUUCAUUAGCUCGGAGCAGUGCGGAGACGGCCGGACAUCCCAUCAUGCCCCUGCUGGCCACAUGUGACACUGUCGGACAGUAGGAAUUAGUUUUAUUUUAAAGUUGACAUUUUUACACGUUUUGCAUUCGUGCAGAACUGGACAGUUGUUCAUCCGGCCGCGGCUCAGGCAGAUGUUUGUGAGACAAGGGACUUCCUGCUGGCAGCUGGCAGCCGGCGACAGGAAGAGGAAGUGGACUUAGUUAACGUGGCUUCAGGCCUCCUGCUGAUUAACGGGGGGGGCUCCGGCAUCCCAGUGUGAGACAGAGCUCUUACUCCUCCCCCCCCAUGAACACACACACACGGUUUAAUAAAUGUCCAGGUUUAAUAAAACAUCCUCAGUGUUGGUUCUGUUACACCUUGGCUCCUGUGGAGGUCGACCCGGUGGAAGAGAGACCAGAGCGCCCCCUGCAGGCCUCUUCAGUGGUGGACCCCCAGGUGGGCCACAUCCCUGCUGAUCACUCGGGUCUGACUCCGCCCACAGGAGCCUGGAACACAGCAGACAACUCCAGGUUGUCACAGAUCUUAUCUUCUGUCUUUUCUUUGGUUCUGUAGAUUAUAAAAUACAGAAAGUCACUCAGUGAAGCUCGGACCUUUGACGACAGUCAAAUCACAAUCCUUCAUAGAUAUCAGUGCUUUAAAUGUCAGAUUAUUUUUUAUCAAUGUCCAUGAAUUAUUCUUUGAGAAAUCAAGGAAAAUCUCGUUUUACUUUCUUAAAGAAAGAGAAGAAACUUGGAUCAACGAGUUCUUUCUCGACACGUCUUUGUUCCAAAUCUGUUCAGAAGUUUGUUUUCUCAACAGACGGAAUCGAUCUUAGGAAACGGAACCUCUUGUUCUGUCGCUCCAGGAAAUAUAACUGAACUUAAUCGUCAUAUUUGUCUCUAUUUUUUUAAAUGUUUGUCCAGAGCAGGUGAUUGUCUGAAUUACAUGAUUGUUUUGGAUAUGAUUUGCUCUGAAUUAGUCUUUCCAGUUCCAGCACAUGUGUAGUAACAUGUUCAGGCACAGUUCAUAGAUCUGUGUUGAAAUGAGGAAUGUGAAUUCACUAAACUGUUUUGUCUUCUUUGUUCUCGUAAUAAUACGACUUUGUUCUUGAAGUCUGGUCCUGACUCUGGUGUCAUAGACAAAGUGAGUUAGAUGAGACGCGUUGCCAUGGCGACAGCGUCCUCUUCCUGUGACGGUGCUCAGCUGGAGUCUCCUCAGCCGGUUUACAUUCGUCUGAGGAAACAUUAGAUUGUUCUCAUUCACUCACAUGUAGCUGAGGUGUGUCGAAGUCCCGCCCACACAUGCUCUCGACCAAUCAGGAGUCAGCCUUUGUCAAUCAUGAUGUCUCUGCCUGUUUUUAUAUCAUUAAAUUACUGAUUCAAACCAAACAGAAACUUGAACAAACAUCAGAGAGAAGAACGAGCUGAAGUCACAGAAACAUCUUUACAAACAUUUAACAGUUUGGUCCGUGUCCCAUCUGCUAACAUGGAGGAGGUGUAUGAGCUAUACUGUAGCCGGACACCAGGGGGCGAUACAGAUGUUUUGGCUUCAGUACUUGGAGCUGUCAUGUCGUCCAUCUUUCUUUACAGCCUCUGAUUGGCUCCUGUAAGUGGGCGGAGCAGACUCGUUCUCGAGAAGCCUUUCAACACACGAGUAAGAAUCGUAAACAAUCGUAGCUUUUCCUCCAAUAAUGUACAGAAAUCAUGUUAAUGUUCAGAAAUCAUGUUAAUGUUCAGUCCGGCUCGGUCACGUGACCUGAAGCCAUGAUGAUGAUGAACAGAACAAACUGAUCGUCGAUGCUGUUUCACGAUGAAUGAAUGAGGCAGAUGAAUUUUAUCGCUUUGUGCAAAGUGUAGAUUCUGAAUAAAAUAACUUUAAACUUG
Molecule: messenger RNA, 3697 nt
Organism: Limanda limanda (common dab)
Lineage: Eukaryota; Metazoa; Chordata; Actinopteri; Pleuronectiformes; Pleuronectidae
Product: hydroxymethylglutaryl-CoA synthase, cytoplasmic-like
Exons: 10
Coding region: 165-1715 (516 amino acids)
Biological process (GO): acetyl-CoA metabolic process
Molecular function (GO): hydroxymethylglutaryl-CoA synthase activity
Source: RefSeq, a predicted model, not a curated record